Nicrophorus vespilloides is the source of this 790-nucleotide messenger RNA. Its product is annotated as transmembrane protein 208. Gene Ontology annotation, biological process: vacuolar protein processing. The transcript has 4 exons. Gene Ontology annotation, cellular component: intracellular membrane-bounded organelle. The record is from RefSeq and is a predicted model, not a curated record. Lineage: Eukaryota; Metazoa; Arthropoda; Insecta; Coleoptera; Silphidae. The coding region runs from base 145 to 666 and encodes 173 amino acids.
AGUUUGGAAAGUAGUAUUUAUGUUGAGUUGUCUAUGAGUUGUCUGGUUGUCUGAUUUCGUCAGGUCUCACCUAUUUGUCACAAACAGUUGUGUGCACAAUUUAAUGAAUAAUAUUAUACACUGAGCAUCAAUAUAACAUAAACAAUGGCACCACCCCAGAAAGGAAAGGUGGGCACUAAGGGGGCCAAACAGAUUGUAGAGGAGAACAUUUCCACAUUAAAGUUCUACAGAAAUAUGGCCUUGGUUGCAAAUGCAUUAGGCCUGGUAAUAACAUUUUUCUAUAGUUCCACUGCAACAAUUAUUCUGUAUUUGUUCUCUUGCUUGAUUUAUAUUGCCAGUUAUCAAUUCAUGACUUUUAUGUCGAAAGCUACAUACUCAGAGACUGGACAAUUACUAGAUAGUGGAAUUGAUCUAAAUUUGGAGGGUGGAAUCACAGAACAUAUAAAGGAUAUUAUAAUUCUAACAUCUGGAUGUCAAUUGCUUGCCUUGAUCUCCACAUACUUCUGGUGGUUGUGGAUGUUUGCACCAAUUCGUGGCUUCAUGAUUUUGUGGAAGAAUAUCCUUGGACCAUACUUCUUCCAGUCUGCACCUGAAGCUCCUGAAGUCAAUGAAAAGAAACAGAAAAAAAUGGAGAGAAGGAUGAAGAGGAUGCAACAUAUGCAUUAAGUGGUUUUGUUAAGAACAAAGGUAAGGCUGUGGGGUACCUGAACACCAACGUAUUUUCAUUAGAUUUUUUAUCAUCAAAUUGGAUUGUUGGAUCUUGCAUUUGUCUGUUGCUAAAUGAGUUGCA